Molecule: messenger RNA, 5787 nt
Organism: Galendromus occidentalis (western predatory mite)
Lineage: Eukaryota; Metazoa; Arthropoda; Arachnida; Mesostigmata; Phytoseiidae
Gene: na
Product: sodium leak channel non-selective protein na
Exons: 26
Coding region: 1-5787 (1928 amino acids)
Biological process (GO): positive regulation of synaptic transmission, GABAergic; transmembrane transport; positive regulation of synaptic transmission, cholinergic
Cellular component (GO): plasma membrane
Molecular function (GO): monoatomic cation channel activity
Source: RefSeq, a predicted model, not a curated record
AUGCUCGCCAGAAAACAAAGUGUGAAAGGAGGCACCGAGCCGAUCCUGGCAGACUACGGACCCGACGAAAGCUUUAAUGAAUCAGCAGACAUCGAGUGGGUUAAUAAGUCAUGGGUACGGCGCAUUUUACGACUUUGCGCUCUCUUGUGCCUGAUAUCUGUCAGCGUGAAUACCACGAAGACAUUCAAAAUGUUCCCAUCACUAUUAUGGAUAACGUUCGGCUACGAUAUUUUCGCAACGCUCCUCUUCUCCUCCGAAGCCAUUGCCAAAAUUCGCAUCAAAGGCUUGUACAACAACCAUGUGCAGAACGAGCUAGCGUACCUCAAGGACUACUGGUGUAUAUUCGACGCAUUGAUGGUUAUCAGUCUCUGGGCCUCCGUAGUGCUUCAGUGCUUCGAGGUGACAUUCCUCGAGAAAUCAUCAUCGUAUCCAUUCAUUCGGGCGCCGAGACCUCUAAUAAUGAUCCGCUUCAUACGAGUCUUUCUGAAGUUUUCAAUGCCGAAAGCGAGACUUAAACAAAUCUGCAAACGUUCGAGUCAUCAAAUCUACAACGUGACGUUAUUCUUCCUGUUCUUCAUGUCUCUCUACGGACUUCUCGGGGUACAGUUCUUUGGUCAAAUGGGGGCGCACUGCGUUCGCAACGGCACAGAUCCCAAGAACGUGACUCUUGAAGACCUGUCAAUGCCCGACCAUUACUGUUCGAACAACCCCGAUAUGGGCUAUAGCUGCCCAGCGGACCUCGUUUGCAUGGAGCUGGAACUGCCCAAGAAGAUUUCGGGCUACGCCGGAUUUGACAACUUCGCUCUCAGUGUGUUCACAGUGUACCAAGCAGCCUCACCGGAAGGUUGGGCUCUUCUCAUGUAUCAAGCUGUGGAUUCGCUACCGGCGUGGAGAGCCACUUUCUACUUCACCACGAUGAUUUUCUUCCUCGCGUGGCUCGUAAAAAAUGUUUUCAUUGCUGUGAUCACGGAAACAUUCAACGAGAUUCGAGUCCAGUUCCAGCAGAUGUGGGGUGAGCGUGUCCAAAUCCACACGGACACCACCGUGCAAGUUCUGCGAGGGGAUGACAGCGGAUGGAAGCUCGUCACUGUCGACGAAGGAGCGGGCAAGGGCCAUGCGCCAAGAUGCCUUCAGCGGUUGAUUCAUUCGGCCGCCUUCCAGAUUAUCGUGAUGAUAAUCAAUCUGGCCAAUGCCUGUGUCGCUGCCUCGGUGUGCUUCGUGCACGACGGCAGACCUCGGGAGGAGUUCUUUUCCACCUAUUACUAUUCGGAGAUUGGUUUCACACUCUUCUUUGACCUCGAAGUUUUAAUGAAGAUUUGGUGUCUCGGUUUCAAAGGAUAUAUCAAACGAUCUUUGCAUAAGCUAGAAUUUUUGCUUGCGGUCGGCACGACCAUUCACAUUAUUCCGCAAUUCUUCAAGUCCGAGUUGACUUUUUUUCAAGUUCUUCGAAUCGUUCGACUGAUUAAAGCCUCGCCUGUUUUGGAAGACUUCGUCUACAAGAUCUUUGGUCCGGGCAAAAAACUCGGUUCACUGAUCAUCUUCACUAUGUGUUUGUUGCUGAUCACGAGUUCGUUAUCGAUGCAAUUGUUCUGCAACUUGAACUUCCACAAAUUCGAAACUUUUCCGGAGGCUUUCAUGUCCAUGUUCCAAAUUCUCACCCAAGAAGGCUGGGUCGAGGUGAUGAACGAGACGAUGUUACGGGUAGGGAACACACCAUUGGUUUUUAUCGUUGGAUUCUACUUCAGUGCAUACCAUCUUUUCGUAUCACUCAUCGUGUUGAGUCUAUUCGUUGCUGUCAUUCUGGACAACUUAGAGUUAGACGAAGAUAUAAAAAAACUGAAACAACUGAAAGCCAGAGAGCAAAGCGCUGGCAUCACAGAGGGGCUGCCGAUACGACUGAGGUUGUUCGAGAAAUUCGCGGACAGUCCUCAAAUGACCCGCUUACAUCGGAUGCCGUCAGAGUUUGGGGUCCCGAAAGUUCGGGAGAGUUUUAUGAAACAAUUCGCAGAGGAGCUCCAGGACGAAUGUCCCGAGCUCAGAAAGUUGGGGGAUGAUCAGAUCAAUGGAAUCGACAUCGUCACCUACAGAAAAAAGACCCCCAUUCACCUCCUCAAUCAACCGAACAAGGUCCGAGUAGCUGCUUCCACUCUGAGAAGAGUGACGGUAACUAAUAUCAUCAUCGACUCGAACCAGCAGCGGCUCAUAGAAGCUAUGGAGCCUCCUCCUCAGUCUAGUUGCGGAGGAAAACAGCAGACGAGAUUGGACCGGAGCAACGCUAUCAGGGAAGAACAGGGUCCCAGCUCAGGCGCCCCCAUGGUGUUUUCCCGAUCGCGUUCGAUGAGGCGCUCCGUUCGAGGCGGGUCGGUGAAGGUGGGUGGGAAGAUGGGGGGAACUCAAGCCGUAUACUCCGAGCACAUGAAAGAGAACGGAGGAGAGAUGGGACGAUCGCUCCACGACUUCGAUAUCAAAAUGCUGCAACAAAAACGUCAACAAGCCGAGAUGAAGCGCAACCAGCGCGAGGAGGAUCUUCGCGAGAACCAUCCAUACUUUGACACUCCCCUGCUAAUCGUGGGUCGAGAAAGCAAAUUUCGGAAACUCUGUCAGCGAAUCGUCUACGCACGCUACGACCCAAGGUUCAGAGAUCCGGUGACCGGUCAAGAGAGGAAGAUCAAGUACAAAACGGUCCAUAAUCUAUUGGGAUUGGUUACCUACCUGGACUGGGCGAUGAUCAUGGUGACGACAAUCUCGUGCAUCUCGAUGAUGCUCGAGACGCCGUAUCAGCGUGUCAUGAAUACCCCACGCCUCCAAAUCGCCGAAUACGUGUUCGUGGUGUGCAUGAGCAUCGAACUGCUCCUCAAGACGCUCGCCGACGGGCUGUUAUUCACUCCUAAAGCCUUGGUCAGGGAUGCCGCAGGUGUGAUGGAUGUUUUCGUCUACACCGUGUCCCUGAUCUUCAUAUGCUGGCUGCCUGAGAAGGUUCCGCCACAUUCACCGGCGCACCUUCUGCUUCUGUUGCGAUGUGUACGCCCGCUUCGGAUAUUUACGCUGGUGCCGCACAUGCGGCGCGUGGUCUGCGAACUAUGUCGCGGCUUCAAGGAGAUCCUGCUUGUCUCCAUCUUGAUUAUAGUGCUGAUCUUCGUGUUCGCUUGCUAUGGGGUCCAUCUGUUUGGAGGACGGCUCGCACGCUGUAAUGACCAAACAAUUACGCGUAGAGAAGACUGCUAUGGCGUCUUCGAACGAUCCGUGUUUAUUACCAGAAUGAAGCUCAAGACUGUAAAUGUCACUAACAUGCCCAAACUCUUGGUGCCUCGUAUCUGGGCUAACCCUCGGCGUUUCCAUUUCGACAAUAUCGGCAACGCAAUGCUGGCAUUAUUCGAGGUUCUGUCAUACAAAGGCUGGUUGGACAUCCGCGACGUCAUAAUUCAUCGGCUGGGUCCCGCCCACUCCAUCUUCAUCCACCUCUACGUCUUCCUUGGGUGUAUGAUCGGACUCACCCUUUUCGUAGGCGUAGUAAUUGCCAACUACAGUGAAAACAAAGGCACGGCGCUGCUGACCGUCGACCAGCGGCGUUGGUGCGAUCACAAGAAACGAUUGAAAAUUGCGCAGCCCCUACAUUUGCCCCCCAGACCGGACCAUCAUCGAUUCCGAGCGUUCAUCUACGACAUCACACAACAGAAAUGGUUUUCACGACUCUUCGCUGCCCUCGUAAUAAUCAAUAGCCUCUUGCUUGGCUUAUCGUGGACGACACACGAGUGGAAUAUGCUGCUAGCAACAACGUCUGCCGGCUUGACCAUCUUAUUCGCUAUUGAAGUGGUGAUGAAGCUCAUCGCCUUCACACCGCGCGGCUACUGGCAGAGUGGGCGCAAUCGAUACGAAAUGCUCGUUACGUGUCUCGGAGUCGCCUGGGUGGUGCUCCAUUUCUGGUUUUUGAACGUCACCUCGAACUCCAUCGGUUUCGUUAUAGUGGUUCUGAGAUUUUUCACUAUAACCGGAAAACACGCCACACUUAGGAUGCUUAUGUUAACUGUGGUUGUGUCUGUAUACAAGAGUUUCUUCAUUAUUAUGGGGAUGUUUUUGUUGAUAUUCUUCUACGCCUGCACCGGCGUGAUCCUGUUUGGGAACGUCAAACAAGGAGAGCAUUUAGGACGAUAUCGCCAUGCGUCGUUCAGCACGGCUCCAUCUGGUAUGGCCCUGCUGUUCCGAAUCGUCACUGGGGAAGAUUGGAACAAAAUCAUGCACGACGCCAUGGUAUCCCCACCAUAUUGCACGGUCGGGGAAAACUACUGGGAAACAGACUGUGGUUCAUUUUUAGGUGCUCUGAUAUUCUUUUGUUCAUUUUACGUCAUGAUCACUUAUAUUGUGUUGAACCUCCUGGUCGCUAUUAUCAUGGAGAAUUUCUCCUUGUUUUAUUCGAACGAAGAAGAUGCUCUUCUCUCUUAUGCCGAUAUCAGAAUCUACCAAUCUACCUGGAAUAUUGUUGACGUACAACAAAGAGGCCUAAUACCUAUAAGACGAGUGAAAUUCGUACUGGGAUUGUUAACGGGUCGUCUGGAGGUAGACCCUCAGAAAGAUCGAUUGUUAUACAAACACAUGUGUUACGAAAUGGAACGCCUGCACAACGGUGAAGAUGUCACGUUCCACGAUGUACUGAACAUGUUAUCGUACAGAUCUGUAGACAUUAGGAAAUCGCUUCAACUGGAGGAGCUGCUGGCACGCGAGGAAUUAGAAUACCUCAUUGAAGAAGAGGUCGCUAAACAAACGAUUAGAGAGUGGUUAGACAAAUGCCUUCGGCGUAUCAAGCACGCGAAGCAAGAGGUGAAUCUGCUCCACAGUCUUCGGGUAACCAAUGAACCUCUUUUGGCCACUCUGACUACCCCUGGUGGUAUGCCCCUGGGUCUGUCAGGCCAUCCGCCUCACUCGCCGAGUCACGAACCGCAUCACGUGGGAGGGGAAACUCUCACGGAAGAGAAAGAAGACGAAGAAGACAAAGACGACUCGGGGGAGGGGCUCGACGACUCGGGGUCCACCCAAGGCGCGGAGGGCGAUUCCGACGGUCCGCCAGUUUUCGGACCGACAGAAGAAACCCCCGCAGCAACUGUCAGCGCGACCACCACAACAACUAUCCAAGUGGCUGGCCUGUCCUCUCAAGAUCAACAUGCAAUGUCGCCAUCGGUCACCGCCAUUCCGCCUAAAACCACAGCAAUGUCGCCCACGCCGACCGAAGAAGCAACGGCGGCGGGCACAUCAGUCGCAGGGAGUCAGCUUCAACAGGAGGGCAAGGAUGGCUCAACUAGCGGAUCAGAACAGCCCUCAGCAGCGAGUAGAGGCACUCAGGAGCUUAGCCAGGAGGCAGCGAGUAAGCAAGGCAAGAAGAAACUUGGAAUCAGGUCUGACAGCAUCACGUCAGCUGGCGGAGUGCCUAUCGGCGGCAGAAAAUCUCUGACCUCAUCAGGACCCGACAAACAACUGAGUCCGGCAGAGAAAGACCAGAGGGACAAGGAGAGGUCAUACACUACUCUCAAAAAAUGGAGUUCGGCGAUCGGUAAAGGGUUGCCGGAAGUUAGCGAGAGCAGCGAACUGGCGACGACCCCUGGAACAGAUGGAGAAUAUCCUCUUUUGCUGCAACACUAUCAAGGUUCCCUGGACGAAGAUCCGGGACAUCAUUCGCGAGAGCCCGGCGGAGGGGUCAAGUACCUCAAGGCAGUUGUGGGAGAGGUCCAUGAAUGGUGGAACGUCCUCCUACAAAACGACCCCACCGCCGACUCGGAUUCGGAAGACGACUUCUAA